AUGAACUGCAGGCGAUGCCACCCAGAGCCGCUCGCCUUCUCUCAGAACUCUCAUUACAACGGGGGGCCGCAAGGCACCGCACUGCACGCGGGGGAGCAGCGCGGCAUAAAGCCAGAAAGAGCAGCAGCAGCAGCUGCUGCGCCAGCACCAGCAGUACCAGCACCAGCACUUCUUGUUUCUGAACAGCAGCUGCAGCGAGGGGAAAAUGAAGGGAAGGCGCAACAGGACGAGGCAGCUGCAGCCGCAGCGACAGCAGUACAAGAGACAGCAACAGCAGCGACAACAUCCCCGGAGCCCAUAGCGGAAGAGACACCAGCACGCGCAUCUUUCCUUGCUGCUGCUUGCAGCAGCAACGCAUGCAUUAUCUUGAAGCCCCCGGACGCAACACCUGGAGGCGUUGCAAGGAGGCGCUUGAUUCAUGUUGGCCAUCCGUGGGUCUUUGAUUACGAGAUCGAAAAUAUCAAACAAUUCAACAAAACGCAAACGGGGGAACUCUUGCCCGUAUAUGAUAGCGACGAGGGAAUUGAGGUGUACAGGCAGAUCGGAUCGCCGCUGUCUUUGUUCUGGCCUGCAGGAACUUACCUUGGCUCGGGUUUGUUCAGCAGACAGGCGUCAGUGGCUAUUCGAAUGGUUACACGCAGCAGCAAAGCCAGCAGCAGCAGCAGCAGCAACAGGUGUGAUAGAGCCAGUGAUGCUCCCAAUGAAGGACCCCUUAGCAAACUUCUUUGCGAUCGAUUUCGUGCAGCAGUCUACUGUCGCCGCCUGCGCAGUGCUGGGAAGCCUCCACCUGCUGACAGCACCAGCACUGACAGCCGCAGCAGCAGCAGCAGUACGGAGUUGCCGGAUGUGUGGCGUGCGGUGGAUGGGGAGGCUGACGGACUCCCAGGAGUUGAAGUCGAUGUCUAUGGAUCGGCGGCAGUGCUCCGCCUGUCAUCUCAGUCGGUGAUGCAGCACAAAGAUUUGUUUAUUGAUUUAACAAAGGAGACAGUUGAUCCGAGUACUCUUUCUGUACAGACACUCAACUCGAAGAAGGAGAAGCUAGCGCAAGUCCGUUGUUAG
This is a messenger RNA of Eimeria acervulina, 1059 nucleotides long. RefSeq lists its product as hypothetical. The record is from RefSeq and is a predicted model, not a curated record. The transcript is spliced from 4 exons. Gene Ontology annotation, molecular function: RNA binding. Lineage: Eukaryota; Apicomplexa; Conoidasida; Eucoccidiorida; Eimeriidae. Bases 1 to 1059 code for a protein of 352 amino acids.